CACAAAAAUCUAUUUACAGUAGGUUGUGAGCGGAUCAAGUGUAUCCGUUCAGAUUAAUGCUGCAUCUCACUGUAACUAAAAGCUUUUUCGAGGUGGAUUUUGUGUAAUUAACAGAUAUUGUGCACAGUAUUUAUUAGUUAUUCCUCGGUGGAACGUUUUAAUUUGUAUUUUUUCAUCUGCUGAAGCGGAAGAUCCAGGAAAAAGAUGUCUUCGGACGAAGACAGAGCGAAGGAGAUUCUGAAGGGGUUUAAACUAAACUGGAUGAAUCUUAGAGAUGCAGAGACAGGGAAGGUUCUCUGGCAGGGAACUGAAGAUCUCUCCCUUCCUGGGGUAGAACAUGAAGCUCGGGUUCCUAAGAAGAUCCUGAAAUGUAAAGCAGUCUCCAGAGAGCUGAAUUUCUCUUCAGUAGAAAAAUUGGAAAAAUUCCGACUGGAGCAAAAAGUUUUCUUUAAAGGCCAGUGCCUAGAAGAGUGGUUUUUUGAGUUUGGCUUUGUGAUUCCUAAUUCUACAAACACAUGGCAGUCUUUGAUAGAAGCUGCACCAGAGUCACAAAUGAUGCCUGCAAAUGUCUUAACGGGUAAUGUUGUUAUAGAGACCAAGUUUUAUGAUGACGACCUUCAUGUCAGCACGUCCCGGGUACGACUCUUCUACGUCUGAGACAUGGAACCUUAAUUGAUUUUUUUUUUUUUUUUACUGUCAGUCCAGAGGAUGGACCCAUCACUACAAGUUUCAAUGUAAAGAGGAGACACUUUACAUACUGAGUAUUUCUUCUGAGGCGCUGUGACAACAACAUUAAAGGGAACAUUCAAAACAGUUUCAAGACAAACGAUUACACCAGUUUUAUGGCAGAUAAGGACUUGUACAUAAGAGGUAUCAUGCUUAUGACAACCUGGUUGUAUAAAUUACCUGUUUGUAUAUUUUUCUUCUUCUAUAAUUCAAACCUGCAAUGUACACUGCUUCCUUAGCUGUUUUUAAAAGGGUUUCUCCCA
Molecule: messenger RNA, 989 nt
Organism: Pimephales promelas (fathead minnow)
Lineage: Eukaryota; Metazoa; Chordata; Actinopteri; Cypriniformes; Leuciscidae
Gene: pde6d
Product: phosphodiesterase 6D, cGMP-specific, rod, delta
Biological process (GO): sensory perception of light stimulus
Cellular component (GO): cytoplasm
Source: RefSeq, a predicted model, not a curated record